Adineta ricciae is the source of this 1935-nucleotide messenger RNA. The record is from the annotation of a GenBank genome assembly. NCBI's taxonomy places the organism in Eukaryota, Metazoa, Rotifera, Eurotatoria, Adinetida, Adinetidae.
AUGACACAAAUAAUUAAUUUCGUUUUUCUUCUCCUUUGUUGUCCGUUUGUUCAAACGUAUACUGAUGGAGCGAUCAAUCUAUUAGUUCGUUCAAGUACCUCAUCAGAAUAUUAUCGCUAUUGUAUAGAAUUAGCCAAACUACCAAAUGGUCAAACAGUGAAUGUUUCCGACUUCGGAUGGUAUAAUCCGUACUUGGUAUCGUCGACAGUCGAUGCUUGUAAUGCAGCAAGUUUAAAUACGUCUUUACCAAACACAUUAUCUUCGAGAACGAUGCUAAUCAUAUAUGAGCAUGGAUGUACAAUGACAGAACAAGCGUGGAAUGUUGAACAGCUCUAUGGGCAAAUUGCGUUAAUGAUUAUCACCGAUCGGCAAGAUACUAGCUAUGAAUUAACAUAUAAUACAACAACGAUGCCUGUUAGUAUUCCAGUAAUGAUGUUUUUGGAUUCAGACUUUGAUCAUCUGAAGAAUCGUUUUGAAGAUUUGAAUAGUAUUCAGUUGUCAAUUGAUUAUCCUGUGGAUGUUGGAAGAAAAUUUCGCCCAGCAGUUUUGCUAAUGUUUCUAUUAGUGCUGGUUGUUUUACUUUGUGGAAACUUUUGGGCAGGAGAUGAAUUCAAGCGAAUUAUGAAAGAACGUGAUAGUGAUAAUUGUAGUCAACUUUCGAGUGCGAAUUCAUCACCGCGUGUUGAUGAAACAGCACCAGUACAAGUUAUUACAAAAGAAAAUUCACCACGACCGAAUGAAGAUCUCGAAGAAAAGAAAUUAGCUAUUCUUCCCAUGACAUGUUGUUUCAUUAUUCUUAUGAUAUUCUUUGCUGUUGGAUGGCUACUUUUGUUAUAUUACUUUCCACAAGUGAUGAUUUACGUUCUACAAGCUAUGUUUUGUAUCAGCGCGUUUUCAAGUUUAAUCCGUUGUUUCAACCGUUUAAGUUACUUUGUUCCAAUUCUUCGCCGGUAUGAAAUUCCAUCGUGUACGCUACGUCGGCCAUGUAUAUGGAAACUAGGUCCAUUGAACUGUAUUACAAUCUUGGCAAUUUGUGUUUCAUUAACACUUGUUAUCAUCUGGUUUAUCUAUCGUCAAAGAGAUUGGGCGUGGAUUCUACAAGAUAUUCUUGGUGCAGCAGUUUGCAUAUCAGUCACAUCCAUCUAUCGACUGGGAAAUAUGCGAGUGAUCACGGUUAUUCUAGUAGCUUUUUUCCUCUACGAUACCUUCUUUGUUUUUAUUACACCUUAUAUUCCUAUAUUUCAAAAAUCGUCGACAAGUUCAAGUGCCACUACCGUUGCACCAUCAGGCAGUGGAUCGAGUGUUCGGUCAAUAACACGAAAAUCAACAAGAACCCCGUCAGUGAUGGAACAAGUGGCAUUGGGCAUCGGAGCAAACGGUGAAACCGUUCCACUGCUAUUUGCCUUACCAAUGUUCAUACCUGAAUCAGAAAUCGACCCAUGUGUAACUGUACGAAAGUCAAUGCUUGGCUUUGGUGAUAUUAUCCUACCGGGUAUUCUUUUAACAUUUUGCAAAAUAUACGAUAUUGCCAGUGCGAAUCGUUGGCCUGUUUAUUAUCUUCAAUCGUUAAUAGCUUAUUUUGUUGGCUUAGCUUUGACACACGUUGCACUCUACUUAAUGAAUACCGCUCAACCAGCUUUACUGUACAUUGUCCCUUGUAUACUUUUAUCAACGAUCACAACGAGCUUAAUUCGUCGAGAAUUAAAAGAACUAUUCACAGGUAAACGCCUCGAAUUGGCACUGGAAGGAAAAAAACAAAAGCCAUUGGCACCGUUAGACAAUGGCCUAAGCAAUUCGAUCGAAGAAAUUAUUGACAAUCCAAAUGAUCAUCGCUAUAAUGAACUGGAGAAUCCAUCGGAGUCCAGAUUGAGUGACACGGACUCUGUUAUUAUCAUGAAUGAACCGACCGGUAUUAAUCCAAAUGUAUAUUUAUAA